This is a messenger RNA of Naumovozyma castellii, 1878 nucleotides long. It is a transcript of the gene TOM71, whose product is annotated as protein channel TOM71. The record is from RefSeq and is a predicted model, not a curated record. The transcript has a single exon. Bases 1 to 1878 code for a protein of 625 amino acids. Lineage: Eukaryota; Fungi; Ascomycota; Saccharomycetes; Saccharomycetales; Saccharomycetaceae.
AUGUCCUCUAACGACCAUCCUGUUGGCGGGUUCCUGACCAGAAACAGGACUGCCAUCGUGGCCACCGUGGCUGCUGGUUCUGCUGCCAUUGGUGCCUUCUAUUACUAUCAUCAUUUGCAACAGACACAUACUUCUCUUGAAGGUGAAGAAGAUGGGAACUCCACUGGGAGGAAUCCAGUAAAUGAUGAAGCUCAUCUAUCGAAGAAUCAGAAGAAGAAGCAAAGGAAGAAGCACAAGAAGAAGGCAACACCUGAUCAAACAACCGCCACCGCUGAUGUUUUAACGUCAUAUCCUACAAACGACUCCAAUGAUCCCGAUAUGAUCCAAAUAACUAGCCUACCGCUAGAAGAACAAAAAAAGAUUUCCAUGCAAUUGAAAGAUAAAGGUAACAAAUAUUUUAAGGCAAAGGAUUAUACAAACGCCAUCAAAUAUUAUAACUUGGCCUUGGAUUUAAACAAGGAUCCCAUCUUCUAUUCAAAUAUCUCUGCAUGUUACGUCUCAUUGGGACAAUUGGAUAAAGUUAUCGAGAGUAGUACUAAGGCAUUGGAGUUAAAUCCAAAUUACUCAAAGGCUUUAUUAAGAAGAGCUUCUGCUAAUGAAAGUUUGGAAAAUUAUUCCGAUGCACUAUUUGAUUUAUCUGUCUUAUCUUUAAAUGGCGAUUACAGUGGUGCUUCCAUUGAACCAAUAUUGGAAAGAAACUUGAAUAAACAAGCUAUUAAAGUACUAAACGAGAGAAUGAAUAAGAUGACUGGGUCUAACAAGGAACAGCAAUUGCUACCUUCAACUACUUCCCUGGUGUCAUUCUUUGGAAUAUUUGAUCCAGAAUUGACUUUCCAGAAUUACAAUGAAAAUGACCAAGCUGAUGUCGAAUUACUAACUGGGUUAACAAACCUUUUCAAGAGAACAGAUCAGGGAUACUUGGAUGCUGAUAAAAAUUUUGUCAAAGCAAGUUCAUUAUUUAUGGAAGAAUUGGCAAAGAACCCUAAGGAUAAACAUUUAUUAGAAAAGACAGCAAUCGCUUUGGAAUAUAACGGUAUCUUCAGAUUCUUAAAGAAUGAUCUGUUAGGUGCACAAACUGAUAUUGAAAAGGCAAUUGGGUUUUUCCCAAGGGUAAAUUCUUAUCUUUACCUAGCUUUAAUUUCAGCGGAUAAAAGUACAAGUCAAGAAUAUUCUAAAUAUUUUGACAAGGCUUUGGAAUUAAACCCUGAUUCUCUCUCAGUAUACUACCACCGUGGUCAGUUAUAUUUUAUUACUCAAGAUUAUCCAAAGGCAAAAGUAGAAUUUGAAAAGGCAAAGGAAUUGGAUGAAACUAAUAUUUUCCCAUACAUUCAAUUGGCAUGUCUGGCAUAUCGUGAAAAUGAUUUUGAUAGAUGUCAAAAAUUAUUUGAUGAAACAAGACAAAAAUUCCCAACGUAUCCUGAAGUCCCCACUUUUUAUGCUGAAAUUUUGGCUGACAAGGGUGAUUUUGCGCUUGCUAUAAAGCAAUAUGAUAUUGCUACUAGAUUGGAGAAGGCUCAAAAGAAUAUUCAUGUCGGCAUUGCGCCCUUAGUAGGUAAAGCUACAGUUUUGGCAAGACAACCUAACCUGCUAAAUUUGAAAGAAGCAACACAAUUAAUGGAAAAGGCUUGCGAAAUUGAUCCGAGAUCUGAACAAGCUAUCGUUGGAUUGGCACAGUUGAAAUUACAAAAUGAAGAAGUGGAUCUUGCCAUUGAGUUAUUUGAAAAGGCAGCAGAUUUAUCAAGAACGAUGGAUGAGAAAAUUCAAGCUAUGACUUUUGCUGAGGCUGCCAAGAUUCAAAAGAGAAUUAGGGCUGACCCUGUUAUAAGUGCUAAAGUGGAUGAAGCAUUAGCUUCAUAUAGAUCCCAGGGAGUGAUUUAA